AUGCCGCAGGAUCCAAACCUCUACGGCCAGCGGCCAACCAAGAAGCAAAAGAAGGACACAGCUCUUUCGUCCUCGCUCGAUUUUACAGCCCAAUUAACAUCACUUAUGUCAACUAGCUCAUCAUCAACUCCGACAUCAGGGCGCACAAGACCCUCCAAGGAGCCGAAGGAAGAUAUAUUUCGAGGCAGCAAGCCGAAGCAAUCAAGCUCUCGCCAAGACGAUGGCAAACUUGUCCUCAAAGAAGUUGCUGGGACAGAAGAUGAGACGCAAGAACUGGCACGUGCGAGACGGAAGAUGGAAGACAAGGCGCGACUGUAUGCAGCAAUGAAGCGAGGGGACUACGUGCCAAAAGAAAAUGAGGCUACUCCUCUGGUUGACUUUGAUCGGAAAUGGGCGGAAAAUGUUGAGGGGAACGAAGACGAUGUGAGCUCAAGCUCGGACGAUGACGGUGAAGACGCCAACGAAGUUAUCGAGUACGAGGACGAAUUCGGGCGAUUAAGACGGGGAACCAAGGUUGACAAGGAACGUUUGGAACGUCGAGCGCGGAGAGGACUGCUGGGCGCAGAAGAGCUUGAGCGAAUGUCUGCUCGACCAAGUGCGCCAACAAAUCUGAUCUACGGAGACUCUGUGCAGUCCAUGGCAUUCAACCCGGAUGACCCCGAGAAGAUGGAAGAGCUGGCGAGAAAGCGGGACCGUAGUGCAACACCACCGGACCAGAAGCACUACGACGCUGACAGUGAGAUUCGGACAAAGGGUGUUGGCUUCUUCAAAUUCAGCAAGGAUGAAGAAGCCAGGACGAAGGAAAUGAAGGAUCUUGCAGAGGAGCGCGAACGAACUGAGCAACAACGCCAAAUCCGCGAGGAUCAAAAGGAAGCAAGACGUCGACAGAUUGAGCAGCGCAGGCGCGACAUGGGCACACGACGGGCUCAACGCCAGGCGGACAGUUUUCUUGAAGGGCUGACAGAACGGGAGGCUUAG
Molecule: messenger RNA, 978 nt
Organism: Pochonia chlamydosporia 170
Lineage: Eukaryota; Fungi; Ascomycota; Sordariomycetes; Hypocreales; Clavicipitaceae
Exons: 1
Coding region: 1-978 (325 amino acids)
Cellular component (GO): nucleus
Source: RefSeq, a predicted model, not a curated record